AUGGCCGGUCGCCAAAAGGAGUUGAUCAUCGAUGAGGUCCAUCAGAACCAGAUCCUGCGCGAAUUGUACCUCAAAGAGCUUAGAACCCAGAAACUCUACACAGAGUACCGCGUGAAUCCCCUCCGCAAGGUUCACACAAUCACCAGAAAGCCCAUGUCUUGGCAUGAUAACCUGGAGGAACCUGAAGAUGCCAGGUUUCUAAAUCUUCUUCACCAUGCUGCCCUGGGGCCAAGGAAGAAAUACCCAGAGACACAGACUGAAAGCCAAGAGAUCGGAUGGGACUCAGAGCCCUUGGUCAGCCCGGAACGUGGUGACCGCAGGCUGAACCACUUCAGGGUCUACAAUGACAUCACUCUGUACAAGGCUAAAAUGUGGAGCCUGGGAGAGGAUGAUCGCCACAAGUAG
Puma concolor (puma) is the source of this 405-nucleotide messenger RNA. RefSeq names its product cilia and flagella associated protein 144 (gene CFAP144). Lineage: Eukaryota; Metazoa; Chordata; Mammalia; Carnivora; Felidae. Gene Ontology annotation, cellular component: ciliary base. The record is from RefSeq and is a predicted model, not a curated record.